Serpula lacrymans var. lacrymans S7.9 is the source of this 670-nucleotide messenger RNA. RefSeq lists its product as uncharacterized. The record is from RefSeq and is a predicted model, not a curated record. The transcript has a single exon. Lineage: Eukaryota; Fungi; Basidiomycota; Agaricomycetes; Boletales; Serpulaceae. The annotation marks the transcript as partial.
CUCGAACCAGAAGCCGACCAUGAUCCUCAAGCUCUUCAAGACGCUGACGUGCUUCAAAACACUGAAAUACAAGAAUUAACUAAUAUCACACAAAUGGAAGAUCUACAGCUCGCUAUCGACUUUGCAAAUGUACUCAAGGAUGCUCAACUCGAUGAUCAAACAAUGCCAAUUCACCCAGAGACCUUGCAGUGCCUACGAAACCCUCCAGAAUACCCUUGUGUCCUUGAUGACCCUCACGAACGGUUUUCACUCGACCUAUUGUUGGCAACAACAAGUGCAUUGGAGGAAGUUUACGACAAAAUUCAUAAGGCCUAUGCUCGUCUGCAUCCAGAGGAUGCAGACAAGAUACUAUCACAUUACUACAUGAAAUGUCGCAUGGUCGAGCUAACAGGCGUCAACUCAUUAGUACAUGACACGUGCAUAGAUUCAUGUAUUGCCUGUACAGGACCCUUUGUGCAACUUCAAAAACGCCCUACGUGUAAUGCCCCACACUAUGAUCAACAAAUCUUUGAUGAAACUGGAGGCAAGGAGAAGAGAGCUCGUCAACAAUUCCAUACCAUGCCGAUUGGCCCCCAAACUCAAGCACUCUGGCAUGAUUCAUCAAGUGCAGAAAAAAUGAAAUACCGCGAGACUACUACAGCAAAAAUACUGGCAGAACUCAACAUAAAAG